Messenger RNA from Medicago truncatula (barrel medic), 852 nucleotides. Its product is annotated as thioredoxin Y1, chloroplastic. Gene Ontology annotation, molecular function: protein-disulfide reductase activity. Lineage: Eukaryota; Viridiplantae; Streptophyta; Magnoliopsida; Fabales; Fabaceae. Gene Ontology annotation, cellular component: cytoplasm. The transcript is spliced from 5 exons. Bases 44 to 553 code for a protein of 169 amino acids. The record is from RefSeq and is a predicted model, not a curated record.
CACUUUUUUCCUGAUUAUCCAAUCCGUUCGCAUUUUGACUACCAUGGCCGCUUCCAUCUCAGCAGCGUCUUCCUCUGUAAUCCUUCAUUCUUUGAACUCUUCUUCCACACGUGUGGGACCUUCAUCAUCAUCAUCUUCACAGCUUCAAUUUCCUGUUCGCCUUCUUCCAAUUGGUACUCGCCGUCUUUCCUCUUCCUCCCGCUCUCGUUUCCUUCCUCUGGUUCAAGCAAAGAAACAAACCUUUUCCUCUUUUGAUGAUUUGCUUGCAAACUCCGACAAACCUGUAUUUGUUGACUUCUAUGCAACCUGGUGCGGUCCUUGUCAAUUCAUGGUUCCUGUACUUGAGGAAGUGAGCGCUCGGCUUCAAGAUCAGAUACAAAUCGUUAAGAUUGAUACUGAGAAGUAUCCUAGCAUUGCCAACAAAUACAACAUUGAGGCAUUGCCAACUUUCAUCAUCUUUAAGGAUGGAAAACCCUUUGAUCGCUUUGAGGGAGCGUUAACAGCAGAUAAGCUAAUUGAACGCAUAGAAACCACUCUCAACGUAAAGCAAUAACUCUGUUAAAUGAAGACACAAAAGUUUGUCUAUCGGAUGUUGGGAUCACAUACAUGGUUGGAUAGGAGGAUCAAAUUGUUGCUUCAACUUCAUUCAGACUUUUUUCUGUAGUUAUCCCAUUAUUUUUGGCAAGAUCCAGCCAAUAAAAAAUUUGAUUGUUUAAAAAGCAGUAGCAAUUUUAAAAAAUUGACAAGUAAACUCUGUCAUGUUUGCGAGAUCUUCAGUAUUGAGUUCACCAAUAUCAAAAUUCUUGUACAUGAUAUAUAACUUAGUUUUGAUUUGGGGGUUUUAAAAACAAA